Moesziomyces antarcticus is the source of this 1617-nucleotide messenger RNA. Its product is annotated as MFS transporter. The transcript has a single exon. The coding region runs from base 1 to 1617 and encodes 538 amino acids. The record is from RefSeq and is a predicted model, not a curated record. Lineage: Eukaryota; Fungi; Basidiomycota; Ustilaginomycetes; Ustilaginales; Ustilaginaceae. Gene Ontology annotation, molecular function: transmembrane transporter activity. Gene Ontology annotation, biological process: transmembrane transport.
AUGUCGGCUCCCGGACGUCUGGACGAAAAGAUGGACAUCAAGGAGGACGGGGUGACAAACGAUGUCCACGACCUGGACUCCGUAGAAUAUGGCUCGCAAGGCAAGAACGCCGGCCAAGGUGCAGAGUCGAGCGCUGCUCCGGUCGAGACGACCCUGAUCAAGGGCAACGAGAUUGUGCUCAUCCCGCAGCCGACCACCGAUCCACACGACCCUCUCAACAUGCCAGAGUGGCGAAAGUGGGCGGUGCUUAUCGUCUUGGGCUUCUUCUCGAUCUUCAGUGUGCUCGUCUCGUCCGGCAUGGGUGCUUUCACGGGCCUCAUGUUCAAGGAGUACCGCGGCGACAAGCGCGUGCCGGAUCUGCUCGUCUAUCCGACCUUGUUCAUGGGUCUUGGCAACAUCGUCGGCAUCCCCGCUGCCAUCGCCAUUGGUCGUCGACCAGUGCUAAUCUUCUCGUCGCUGCUGCUUGCCUUCACCUCGUUGGGCUGUGGCUUGAGCCAGUCAUUCGACUCCCACUUUAUCGUUCGCGCGUUCAUGUCGCUCGCCGCCGGUCAGUCCGAGGCUCUGUGCCCUCUGAUCGUCCAGGAGAUCAACUACCUUCACGUGCGCGGCAACCGCAUGGCUGUCUUUUCGGGCAUGCAAACCACCGGGUUUGCCGUCAUGAUGAUCGCCACCGGUCACAUCACCACCGACCUUGGUUGGCGAUGGUGGUACGGCAUCGUUGCCAUCGUCUCGCUCGUCGUUGCGAUCGGCGCCAUCCUGAUUGUGCCCGAGUCGCGCUACCAGCGUGACGAGGCGAUGGUGCCGUCGGAGGACAUCGACUCGCGCGUGCCCAUCUUCUACACGGACAAGCGCAAGCCGUCGCUCGACACGGCGACGUACGGCGAAUAUACGUAUGCGUCGACGCUGCGUGUCUACGUGGGGCCGAGCCGCUUUGGCGAGGCUGCACGCUGCCUGUGGUCGGCGGUGCACGUCAUGGCGUAUCCAAAUGUGUUCUGGCUGAUGCUGAUGAACUCGCUGGCGCUGUCGGCGUACAUUGUCAUGACCACCGAAUACGCCGGUGCGUUGGGCUCGCCGCCGUACCGCUUCAGCUACGACGCCAUCGGAUACGUCAUGGCUGCACAGCUCAUCACGGCCGUCAUCUUUGUUCCACUGCAAGGCAUGGGCGGCGACUGGCUGGUCAGGAGGCUGGCUGCGCGCAACGGAGGCAAGACGCGACCCGAGCAUCGCCUCAUCCCGCUCAUCAUGCCUGUCGGACUGGCGGUGGCGUCGUGCAUCAUCUAUGGCCGAACGCUCGCCGACCCGUACUCUUGGCACUGGACGGGCAUCGCGAUCCCGAUGAACGCCGUCUACUUUACGUUUACGGCUGUGAUCCUGUGCUCGUACACGUACUCGAUCGAUGCAUACCCGGACCGCGCCGGCGCCAUCCUGUUGCUCUACUGCGCCUCCCGAGGCAUUGUGAGCUUUGGCGUUUCGCUCUCCACCGUCGACUUCCUGGAAAAGGCAGGACCGCGCGGCGCGUUCAAUGUGCUUGCCAUCCUGUUUGGCAUUGUGUCUGCGUUUGGCAUCCCCUGCUACUUCUUUGGUCCUGCCGUGCGCCGCCUGACUGCAAGGUACUAG